Cyphellophora attinorum is the source of this 1665-nucleotide messenger RNA. Its product is annotated as Pyruvate decarboxylase. Bases 1 to 1665 code for a protein of 554 amino acids. Gene Ontology annotation, molecular function: carboxy-lyase activity; magnesium ion binding; thiamine pyrophosphate binding. The transcript has 2 exons. NCBI's taxonomy places the organism in Eukaryota, Fungi, Ascomycota, Eurotiomycetes, Chaetothyriales, Cyphellophoraceae. The record is from RefSeq and is a predicted model, not a curated record.
AUGACAGAAACAGUCAAAAUCGCAGAAUACCUGUUCACUCGGCUACGUCAGCUAGGUGUUGGCUCGAUCCACGGAGUGCCCGGCGACUACAACUUAACUCUACUAGACUACGUCGAGCCAAGCGGGAUACACUGGGUCGGCAAUUGCAAUGAACUCAACGCUGGGUACGCUGCUGACGGAUAUGCCAAAGUCAAUGGUAUCGGAGCAUUGAUCACGACUUUUGGCGUCGGAGAGCUGUCUGCUAUCAAUGCCAUUGCUGGCGCCUACACAGAACGUGCACCACUAGUGCAUAUUGUCGGUACACCAGUGAGAGAUUCGCAGGACAAUCGACGCCUCAUACAUCAUACGUUCAAUGAUGGGGAGUAUGGGAGAUUCGCUCUAAUGGCUGCUCAAGUCACCGUACCGGUAGAUCUCGUCAGUGUUGCGGUAUCUUCGGAACGGCUGAAGACGCCUCUGAAGGUGCCCCACGGAGUCCACGUACCCUCACACGAUGAUGCCUUUGCUCAGAUCUUCGACAAAAUACACAGCGCUAAGCAACCGGCGAUCCUUGUCGACGGCGAAAUUCGUGCCUUGAACAUCAUUCAAGAAGUCUCGAAACUCGUCGAAUCUACCAAGUGGCCCACUUGGACAACAACUUACGCCAAAAGUCUCGUCGACGAGUCUCUGCCCAAUGUACACGGUAUUUACCAAGGUGCCUUCUCGCCCCAGAAAGCUCAAGACUUCUGGAACAGCUGCGAUCUCAUCCUUUGCUUCGGCCCGCACUACAGCAACACCAACACCUACGCUUACACCUCGAUCCCCAAAGCCGCCAUCACCAUCUCAUUCAGCGAUACCGACAUCAAGCUCGGCGCCGAUACCGUUUUCCGGGACUUGCCUGCCAAACACGCCCUCAAGCACCUGCUGAAGCUUGACUACAACAAGAUUCACAACUAUGAUCCAUACCCAUCGAUUCCCAGCCCCGAGCUCGUCACAAGCUCAAACGUCGACAACGCUGCAGCCCUCACGCAAUCAACACUCUGGCCUCUACUCGCUAAGUUCCUACAACCUGGUGACAUCAUCUUUGGCGAGACUGGCACAGCCGGCUACGGCUGUCGAGUUAUGCCCAUUCCGAAACAUGCUCGUCUCUUCACGCCUGUCACAUGGCUGUCCAUCGGCUACAUGCUUCCAGCAGCACAGGGUGCUGCACUGGCGCAACGCGAACUCCUUGCGAAGUCCAAGUGGGGUGCUCCAGAUCAGACCACAGCUCGGACGAUCCUUCUCAUCGGCGAUGGAUCGUUCCAGAUGACGGCACAAGAGCUCUCCACCAUCAUCCGCGAAAACUUGAAUGUGGUGGUGUUCCUCAUCAACAAUGACGGCUACACUAUCGAGCGGUGCAUUCAUGGGCUCAAGCAGGGAUACAACGACAUUGCGUUCUGGAGAUAUCUGCAAGUGCCUGCGGCGUUCGGUGCGAAGGAAGGAACGUAUGCGAAAAGUGCAAAGACGCCUGGGGAGCUGGAGGCCAUCCUGGGCGAUGAAGAGCUUGUGUCGGGCAAGGGACUGCGCAUGGUAGAAAUUGUGCUGGAUCGGGAAGACGCGCCGGCUGGAAUACUUACGAAGAUGAUCGAUACGCAAAAGGAGAUCGAGGCGAAGAAAGGAAAAGAAGGUGUGAAUGGGACUGCGAAAUGA